Messenger RNA from Spinacia oleracea (spinach), 669 nucleotides. RefSeq lists its product as uncharacterized. Bases 1 to 669 code for a protein of 222 amino acids. The transcript has a single exon. The record is from RefSeq and is a predicted model, not a curated record. Lineage: Eukaryota; Viridiplantae; Streptophyta; Magnoliopsida; Caryophyllales; Amaranthaceae.
AUGCAGAUUCUUGACCAAGUGACACUCUCCCAAUCUUAUCCUGACUCCAUUAUCUGGCCACUUCAAAAAACUGGCCGAUUCUCUGUAAAAUCUGUCUGCUUGGAACUGGCGAAGACCGACUCUCGCCGGCCAAUUGAUCUGAUUGCAGGGGUCUGGAGAGGCCUAGUCCCGCAUCGCAUCAAAAAUUUUGUAUGGUUGGCUCUUACGCGUAAAGUAAACUCCAAAGAAAAGCUGGCUAAACUUGGUUUCAUUCCCACCUCAGAUUCAAUUUGCGUCCUGUGCAACCUCUCGGUGGAGUGCAGCGACCACCUCUUCCUCUCCUGUCGUAUAGCUUGGUCACUAUGGUGUUGGUGGUUAAACUUAUGGGAGAUCUCCUGGGCACCUCCCUCUUCCCUUAGAGCUUCCUUUGAUCAAUGGUUGUGGCUUAGGUAUGGUGCUUUCUUUAAAAAGGUAUGGGCAGCCAGUUUCUUUGUCAUAGUAUGGACAAUAUGGAAAGAAAGGAACACGCGAGUCUUUGAGAACAAAACCUCUUAUGUGCCCCAGUUACAGAACCUUGUACUACUACGUCUUAGUUGGUUGAUAAAAGGGUGGAAUGAUCAAUUCCCUUACAAUGCCGAGGAGGUGCUACAAAUCCCUGCUCCGUCAACUGGACUCCCAACCUCUCUUUAA